Molecule: messenger RNA, 5029 nt
Organism: Kogia breviceps (pygmy sperm whale)
Lineage: Eukaryota; Metazoa; Chordata; Mammalia; Artiodactyla; Physeteridae
Source: RefSeq, a predicted model, not a curated record
UGGAAGUCUAGAAGAAGAGGAGAGUCCAGCUUUGGGGUGCACACAUGGGCUUCCCUACUGCAAAGGGCCCAGCAAAACCCAGCCCCUGGUCCUUCCUGUGGUAAACAGAAGAACAAAAUGGUAACUGUACGGACCAAUAAACAUUUUAAAAUAAGAGGCUUAAUUCUCCCUGUUGAAAAUAAGAGACUUCUCCCCCCACCCCUUUCUUAGAGCACUAACUUCAGAAAACUUGUAAGCUCUUUCUCUGCCUCUUUGAAAUGUGUGUAAGUCUUUUUAGAAGCUAAACCAGCCUCUUGCAGCUUUAGGACCCAGGGAUGUCUCUCCCAAGGCCCUGGGAGCCAUCUCUUCGAAAUGUAAAUAUCAGGAGAGAGAGCACCCCUAUCUCCCCGUUUCUAUGGGAGGGUAAGACCCUAACUGAGGUGGGCUCCUUGCUCCAAGUUGCAAAACUACCUCCUGUCAUAAAGAUACUUUGUUUUUCCUGCAAUUAAGCCUAUUAAUAACACAAAGGAUCACCAGUUACCAUAAAGUUAGGAUGAAUGGUGUGUGACAAAUGGCGCUCUCAAGCCUCUUACUUGAGGACUAGUUACCGUUUAUCUUGAGAACAUGCGUGUAAUGGCUGUAUCUGUUCGGCUCUAUAACAGGGUGAGAUACUUCAUCUUUACAAUCUCUUAGCAGAUGGCCUGUGACGCACAUCACAUUCUGGUAAUCCUUAUUCAAAUAUAACACUGUUUUCUUUCCUCCACUACCUCUGUGGAGAGGUUUUCCUGGGUUAGGAAAUUUUGUUUUUAACUAUAUACCCCAACAUAAUGCAUGUGCUUAAAAAGGAAAAAAAAAAGUGGGAAGGUCUUGAGAUGUAGGACCCCUAAAUGGGACAGACAUGGAAAAACAGUGGGGAGAGAUAGAGGAAUUUCUAAGAGUGAUGCUGACAUUCAACUGAAAAUUGUUUCCAAAAUGUAAAUAAUAGCAUAAUAGCAGCAAAUACAUACAGAGACUACUGUCAGGGAUCGUUCUAAGUGUUUUACACAUUAACUUAAUUAGCUAUGCAGUAGUGCGGAUUAUUGUUCUUAAUUAUUCACCCCCCACCCUGCCUCUGAGAACUCUCCAAUGGGCAGAAAAGGUAUCACGGAACAGCAGAGAAGCAGGCUGAAGUUUGGACUGGUUUUGGAAGUAGGUACGAUGCAAACUCUCUUUUCUAGCUAAAAGUGACCCUUGAAGGGCGUGUAUGGAAAGGCCAGAUUCAGCUACUACAUAAGAUGGGAAUGUGAGCCACUCUAUUUGGAUAUUACAGGAUAUACCAAACGGGAGGAAAUUGGGGGCCAGCAUAUGGCAGACACCAGCCCUGAGCACUGAGGAUGUAGUAAGCAGGAGUGGGCCCAGAAGAUACGAAGGGGAAGGGAACUCAGUAAGGAUCAGACACUUCCGUAAUGUUGGGAGGCUGGGAGGCAGGACUGGAAUCCCUCAUUCCCACCAAUGACCAACAUGUCAAGUCAUUUUUGAGGGUCUGGCUCAAGAAAGCAGAUCUACCUUGCCCUGGCCUCGCCCAGCUGCCAAGCACAUCCACUGUGAGCCAGAUGCUUAGAAUGACUUGGGUCCAGAGGACCUGGAGAGGGACCUGCAAGAGGCUUCCUGGGUGGGCGGUAAAGCCUGCGCCCUGAAUCAUCCUUCUGACAUUUACAAAGUCCCUAACCAGCCCUGGCCCCACCGCUGCUCCCUGGUUUCCUGCCCUGAGUGCCACAAAGGACCAGGAAAUAGUGGGGGGGAAGGUGGGGGGCGGUGAGCAGUACAAAGACAAGAGGGAAGAGGAAAGAAGCAGAACUUCAUGACUAAUAAAAUCUUUACAUCUGAUUUUUUAGAAGGAAAUUGAAUUCUGGUGGGGAAAGCAGGCACCACGGUCAGUGAGGCCGGAAUAAAAAUUUACCUGGAACCUACAGAAGGGAAAGAGGCUGCAUUCAUUUGGAAGGGACAAAGUCCAUGGGAAUUGCCCACAGAUGCUGGGUCCCCUAAGUGCCUCCAUACUGCGGCCUAACACCUGGUCCCUAACAUUCUCAGCAGCCACUACGAAGGCUGGACAAAAGGAGGCUUUCACUGCCCUGACUCAGUUAGGCCUCCCUCAGUAUCCAGGGUACCCAGGGUCCUAAUCCUGCCAUGUUUGAUAUGAGGUUGGGGGUGGAGGUGAGGGGGCAAGUCUUUCAGCUGUUACUUUUCCAGGUUUUAGGCAGCCUGGGGCACCUCUGGGCAUUUAUUGAAGGACUGGGCUCAAAUGAGCUAUAAAUCAGCAACCGGAGACUUACUGGGCUGCACUGGGUGCAGAGCAGGACAUGCCGCAUGGGCCCAGCCCAGCCUAGCAGGCCGGCCUUCCAGGGCCCAGCCCACGGUCUUUCCCAGGUCCCAGCCCAGAAAAGCGGAGGCUUUCUCCUGCGUUUGGGAGACUGACUCACCUCCUCUUCCUCCUAGCUCUCCGAAAGGCCGGGAGACCUCUGGAAGUGUCCUCAUCCUGCUCCCUUCAACCCCGAGGCGCCUGGCCGCAGGCCUCCCCCGGAGGUCCAGAGAAACCCCGGCGCCUCCAUGCUCUCGGCCUCACCCAGGCGGGGGUCCCUUCAUCGCCCCGCAGCUCCGCUCGGCCCGGGAGGGACAGCCCUCCCCCACAACCGGCUCUGCGGCUCGCAGGUUCGGGCUAGCCUGGGGCGGGGCCUGGGAGCGUCUGAAAGUGGUGAGGAGGGCGGGGACGCGGGCCCCUCUUUAAAGGCCCGGGACCCGAGGCGCCUCGAUACCGGCCGGCGACGCCGAGAAGCGCGCCCCAUCCGGCUCCCUUCGCCUAAGCCGCCGGGGCUGCCAUGGGCCGCUACCGCAUCCGCGUGGCCACCGGGGCCGCACUCUUCGCCGGGUCGCACCACCGCGUGCAGCUGUGGCUGGUCGGCGCGCGCGGCGAGACGGAGCUGGAGCUGCAGCUGUUGCCGGCGCGGGGCCAGCCUGCCUGGCAGGAAACAACGCAUUGGAUGUGUUCCAGAAACAUCGAGAGAAGGAACUGAAAGAAAGACGUCAGAUAUACUGGUGACCACCCACCUACAGGGCCUCUCAGUGGUACCCCCUAUCACUGACCUGGACACCCUCCCUGAAGCCUUGUCCCCAUCUCCUAGCUGGGCCACAUGGAAGGAAGGGUUACCCCUGACAAUAGCUGCAGGCUGUGAGGACGAUCUACCUGCAAAUAUGAGAUUCCACGAGGAGAAGAGGCUGGACUUUGAGUGGACACUGAAGGCAGGGACUCUGAAGAUGGCCCUCAAACACGUUUACACCCUCCUGCGCUCCUGGAACCGCUUGGAGGAUUUUGAUCACAUCUUCUGGGGCCAGAAGAGUACCCUGUCUGAGAAGGUUCGCCAGCGCUGGCAGGACGAUGAAUUGUUUGGCUACCAGUUCCUCAACGGCAGCAACCCCAUGCUGUUGAGACGCUGCACCUCUCUGCCCUCCCGGCUAGUGCUGCCCUCGGGGAUGGAAGAGCUACGGGCCCAGCUGGAGGAAGAACUCCAGCGCAGUUCCCUGUUUGAGGCUGAUUUCAUUCUCCUGGAUGGAAUUCCAGCCAACGUGAUCCGAGGAGAGAAGCAGUACCUGGCUGCCCCCCUCGUCAUGCUGAAGAUGGACACCAGGGGGAAGCUGCUACCCGUGGUCAUCCAGAUCCAGCCUCCCAGCCCCAGCUCCCCGACCCCACCACUGUUUCUGCCCUCAGAUCCCCCACUUGCCUGGCUCCUGGCAAAGUCCUGGGUCCGAAAUUCAGAUUUCCAACUGCACCAGCUCCAAUAUCAUCUGCUGAACACCCACCUGCUGGCUGAGGUCAUUGCUGUGGCCACCAUGAGGUGCCUCCCGGGGCUGCACCCGGUCUUCAAGCUCCUGACCCCACACAUCCGCUACACGAUGGAAAUCAACACCCGGGGACGGACCCAACUCCUCUCAGAUGGAGGUAUAUUUGAUAAGGCAGUGAGCACCGGAGGAGGGGGCCACGUGCACGUGCUCCGCCGGGCCCUGGCUCAGCUGACCUACUGUUCCCUCUGUCCUCCCAACAAUCUGGCUGACCGCGGCCUGCUGGGAAUCCCAGGUGCUCUCUAUGCCUGCGAUGCUUUACGGCUCUGGGAGAUCACUGCCCGGUACGUGGCGGGGACCAUCCACCUUUUCUACCGCGGGGAUGACGUCGUGAGAGGGGACCCUGAGCUGCAGGCCUGGUGUCGGGAGAUCACGGAGGUGGGGCUGUGCCAGGCCCAGAACCGAGGUUUCCCCAUCUCCUUCCAGUCCCAGAAUCAGCUCUGCCAUUUCCUUACCAUGUGUGUCUUCACGUGCACUGCUCAGCAUGGGGCCAUCAACCAGGGCCAGCUGGACUGGUAUGCCUGGGUCCCUAAUGCCCCAUGCACAAUGCGGAUGCCCCCACCUACCACCAAGGAAGAUGUGACAAUGGCCACGGUGAUGGGCUCACUACCUGAUGUCCGCCAGGCCUGUCUUCAAAUGGCCAUCACGUGGCAUCUGGGGCGCCGCCAGCCAGACAUGGUGCCUCUGGGGCAUCAUAAAGAAAAGUAUUUCUCAGACCCCAAGGUCAAGUCUGUACUAAACCAAUUCCAAACAGAUCUGGAAAACUUGGAAAGGGAGAUUACAGACCGGAAUGAGCAACUUGACCUGCCCUAUGAAUACCUAAAGCCCAGCCUCAUAGAGAACAGCAUCACUAUCUGACCUCUGGGGCGCCCCCACCAGGAAGACUGCAGAUCAGCUCUGGGACUGACAGUUCCAUAUUGAGUUUCACGGUUUCCUGGUCUCUGCUGCAGAGGCUCUAUUUCCUCCCCCAAUUAAACCCCCUACAUCUGCAUCUCAUGAGCCCAAGGGCCUUUACUUUUCUGUAAAGGGCCUGAUAAUAUGUUAGGCUUUGUAGGCCACGCAGUCUGUCACAGCUACUCAACUCUUUUGUUGUAGCACAGAAGCAGCCACAGGCAACGUGUAAAUGAAUGCUGUGUUCCAAUAAAACUUUAUUUAUGGUGAGUGAAAUAUGAACUUC